Molecule: messenger RNA, 2003 nt
Organism: Jatropha curcas
Lineage: Eukaryota; Viridiplantae; Streptophyta; Magnoliopsida; Malpighiales; Euphorbiaceae
Product: Pectin lyase-like superfamily protein
Biological process (GO): carbohydrate metabolic process
Molecular function (GO): polygalacturonase activity
Source: RefSeq, a predicted model, not a curated record
GGACUUCCCUCCUUAUAUAAACGUAACCUUCCACUUAUUUUUUGAAGUACAAACACAUUCUCUCUCUUUCUUUCUUUCUUUCUCUUUCUGUCUCUCCCUGUUUCUUUUCAGCCAUUCAUUUUACACUGAAAAUGGGUGGCUUUAGUUUCAGAAGCUUCACAUUUAUGCUCUUCAUUGCUUUCCUAGUUUGGUCUUCAAGUUUUGAUACUUGCAUUGCUAGAAGAGGCAGACAUUGGAGACACAGACCUACUUCAGCUUCUCUGUACAAAAAGAAAGGAAAAAACCAUGGUAGCAGGAGCAGCAACCAUAACCAUAAUGGAGGGUCAAAACAAAAACCAAAACCUCCAUCCCAUAAAGCUCCAUUGCCUCCUGCUCCUAAGCCACCAAAAGACUAUACACCACCAUCAACAUCACCAAUCAAAGGCUCUGCAACCUUUAAUGUGCUUGAUUUUGGUGCUAAGGGAGAUGGAAAGAGUGAUGAUACAAAGGCGUUCCAGGCUGCAUGGGCAGCUGCUUGUAAGGUGGAGGCAUCAACAAUGCUCAUUCCAGCAGAAUAUGUAUUCCUUGUGGGACCCGUUUCGUUCUCUGGUCCAUACUGUCAAGCAGACAUUGUAUUUCAGCUGGAUGGAACAAUUAUUGCCCCAACAAAUUCCUAUAUUUGGGGUAAAGGUCUUUUAUGGUGGAUUGAAUUCACAAAGCUUAAGGGAAUUACAAUUCAGGGAACAGGCACUAUUGAUGGGAGUGGCUCAGUGUGGUGGCAAGAUUAUCCACUUAACGAUCCUGUAGAUGAUGAAACAAAGCUCAUUAUUCCACUAAACAAUACAAUAGAAGAACACCCACCAAUGCCAAUAAAAAGUGAACUCAGUAAGAAAAUGCCAAGCAUCAAGCCUACAGCACUAAGAUUUUAUGGAAGUUUCAAUGCCACAGUCACAGGCAUUACAAUUCAAAACAGUCCUCAGUGCCACCUCAAGUUCGACAAUUGCAUGGGAGUCGUGGUACACGAUAUAAGCAUCUCAUCACCAGGCAACAGUCCUAAUACAGAUGGAAUCCACCUACAGAACUCCAGAGAUGUGCUAAUUCACAGCAGUAAUCUUGCUUGCGGUGAUGACUGUGUUUCUAUACAAACUGGAUGCACAAAUGUAUAUAUACACAAUGUGAAUUGUGGUCCAGGACAUGGAAUCAGCAUUGGAAGUCUGGGAAAGGAUAAUACCAAAGCCUGUGUCUCCAACAUAACUGUUCGAGAUGUCAUUAUGCACAACACAAUGACUGGUGUCAGAAUUAAGACCUGGCAGGGUGGAUCAGGCUCUGUGCAGGGGGUGCUAUUCUCAAACAUACAACUUUCUGAGGUUGAACUUCCAAUCGUGAUUGACCAAUUCUAUUGUGACAAAAGCACAUGCAAAAACCAAACAUCAGCAGUCGCUCUAUCAGGAAUCAACUAUGAAAAAAUCAGAGGAACUUACACAGUAAAACCUGUACACUUUGCCUGCAGUGAUGCCCUACCAUGUAUAGAUGUAAGCCUAACUACCAUAGAGUUAAAACCACUGCAAGAACACUAUCACAUGUAUGACCCUUUCUGUUGGCAAACUUUUGGGGAGUUGAACACUCCUACUACCCCUCCAAUUGACUGUCUACAGAUUGGUAAGCCACCAAACAAUCGGCCUCAGUCGGAUCAUGAUGCCUGCUGAGCUUUACCAGGUGAAUUAUGGUGGAUUGACUUGUGUGGUUGGCAUGAUUUUCCAACCCCUAUCACACCAUUAAAAUAUUUAGGUAAAGGUUAAUAUUUAGGCAAUCCUUUUUAAAAGGAAUUCUUCUUCAGCCGGAUUACAUUAAAUCCUAUUGUGUGAUAGUAAUACAGCCAGUAGUACUAUGAGCUAGAGUAUGAUAGUUGAGUAUAAGGAAUCUUGUUUGCUAUAAUAGAUUGUUUAAUUGUGAGAGAGAGUAUAGUGCUUGAUUGUUGGAUGUACAAUAAAUAAAUAAUAAUCAAUGGAAUUUUGAAAUUUCUA